CGCGCCACCACCACAGCCUCGUCAUUCCCAAGCUUCGUCCUCAGUUUUCAGGCAAAACUCAAACUGAUCGCGCCUUCCAGGAAAGGAAUCAUUGUCGACUUUCCCAAGGCAGGCACCACCAUCACUAAUACGCAUUUGACGCGUCAGAACACCGCUGUCUACACCAUUCCUUCCCGCUCAAGCCGGUUGCCGAUUCGAAACCGAGGUACCUGGUAGCCACGGCGAUAUCCCUCCUGUAUUUUUACCUCCAGGUUUUAUUUGCGACGACCACUGCCAGGAGCCCAAAGCACCGAACUGCCGAGCUCACCUCGGGUGCAGCGCGGCCGAGUAACCCGGCAAGAUGAGCGUGGUUUACGAGCCACGAAACUUUAUCCACGAUGGCGGUUAUCCGCCCAUCGACGAUCAUCACCACGAUGCUACCGCUGAUGUCGACCGAUUUCCUGACCCUAACGAUGCCGAUCCUAGCGAUGCCGUCGUCAACGAACUGGCGACCACAGUCGCGACUUUCACAGCCCCACCUCCGCCGUUCGACGAUACCUCGGAGCCCCGGCUCGACCUUUCCGCCGGCCCUACUACCGAGACAACGACAGCGACAGCAGCCCCCAAGGAGGACUCGCCCACUACGACCACCCCCCAGCGCGUCAAGGCGAUACCCAAGCCGGAUCGAGAGGUGACGAGAAACCUGCAGGGGAAGUUUGUGUGCACCUGGCCGGGCUGUGCGGAAGAACCCAAGGAAUUCGGCCGCAAGUGCGAGUGGAACAAACACAUGGACAAGCAUGACCGACCGUAUAAGUGUGCCGCUGCGGGAUGCGAGAAGCUACCCGGGUUCACGUACUCGGGCGGCCUUCUGCGCCACGAGCGCGAGGUGCACGGCAAGCAUGGCGGGCCCAAGAACUCGUUCUUUUGUCCGCACGUCAACUGCAAGCGACACGCCGGCAAGGGCUUCUCGCGGCAGGAGAACCUCAACGAGCACCUGCGGCGCGUGCACACGCAGAAUGGGACGCCUCUCAACGGCGGCGAAGGCGAGACGGACGACGGCGCCAGCGACAACAUGGCGGCGGCCGGGCAGAAGCGCAAGCGGGACGACGACAGCGACCUGCGCGAGGAGAUGAAGCGGUUGCGACAGGAGAACGAGGAGCUGCGGCGGCAGGUGCAGGCGCAGACGCAGCAGACGGUGGUCAUGAUGCAGAAGAUCACGCAGCUGCAGCAGGCGCUCGAGAGCCGGAUGCCGGCCGCGGCGCCGCAAGCUCCCAUGGCGACGGCGUCGAUACUCUAGGGGGGUUUCUGACGCGGCUAAGCUGGCGGACCCGCAAUAACACGGGCUCAGCGGCGAUCAACAUGACGACCACCACCCCACCCCGACCUUAUCUUUCCGGUUCUGCCUCCGCCACAU
Molecule: messenger RNA, 1393 nt
Organism: Thermothielavioides terrestris NRRL 8126
Lineage: Eukaryota; Fungi; Ascomycota; Sordariomycetes; Sordariales; Chaetomiaceae
Exons: 2
Coding region: 341-1276 (311 amino acids)
Biological process (GO): regulation of transcription by RNA polymerase II
Cellular component (GO): nucleus
Source: RefSeq, a predicted model, not a curated record